This is a messenger RNA of Micropterus dolomieu (smallmouth bass), 1066 nucleotides long. Its product is annotated as 23 kDa integral membrane protein-like. The record is from RefSeq and is a predicted model, not a curated record. Bases 72 to 902 code for a protein of 276 amino acids. NCBI's taxonomy places the organism in Eukaryota, Metazoa, Chordata, Actinopteri, Centrarchiformes, Centrarchidae. The transcript has 9 exons. Gene Ontology annotation, cellular component: membrane.
CACACACUCUCCGGGUCAGCUCUGGUCUUUACUCUGUUUCUAUUUUAGCUCGACUCUCUCAGACAGCAGUCAUGGCUCGUUGCAGGAGUUACUUGCGAGGGCUCGCCAUCUGUAUCACUGUGCUGCUACUGGUGUCCGGUAUGGUGAUGAUAGGCGUCGGAUUUUACUCCAUCGAUGGCAACACGCUAGUUGCUGAGUUGUUUGACCAGUUGUCCAGUAGCGAUGGUUUACUGCUCCUGCAGGUGUUCGGUCCGGUCACCAUGGUUUUGUCUGUGCUGGGCAUCUGUGCUGCGACGUUGGACGUCAAAACUCUGCUGUUGGUGUUUUCUGCUCUGAUAUUCGUGGAGUUUGUGGCUCUGAUGAUUGUGGCCUCGCCGCUGGUUCAGGUUCAAGUUCAGAUGGACAGUGCAGUGGAGGAGGUGUUUCUGAAUGUAACUCCCCUGCACAGAGCAGAGCGUGACAUCCAGAGUGAACUAAACAAACUCCAGGCCUCGGACUCUUGCUGUGGUUUGAGAAGUUUUGAGGACUGGGAACAUCAACUUCCUUCUUCCUGUUUCUGCACACCUCCUGCCUCCGACCUGCAGCAGAGCUCUCAGACUGGUAACUCCAGCUUAGAGGGGCCUUGUGUCAUGGUGGGAAGUGACAUUUCCCGGGUGACAACAAAGCUAACAGAUAAAUUAUGGGUUCACUCCAAGCCCUGCGGUCCCAUCCUGAAGAGUUACCUGAGCUUCCCCAUCAAACUCAGAAUAGGAAUCAUUUCAUCCUUCGCCACCAUUACGAUGGCGGCCAUUGCUCUGUGUCUGGCGUUGGGCCUGGAGGAAUACUGGAAGAAGCCUCCAGUUGAAACUACAGUCGAUGACUUCAACAGAGUGAAAUACGAACCCAAACCCUCGCUCACCUGACCUUUGACCCCUCAUGCCAAAACCAAGGCAUCAAUUCAUACUACUGGCAAGACUUCAAUAAAAAAAAUAUAAAUACUUUCGGGAAUCUUAAGUUUUUUUGCAAAACAGCGUGUGUGUAAUCAUAGGACAUCUCUAAAGAUGGUGCCAACUCACACACACACACA